AUGCCUGAAUCAAUGACCAAAAAAUGGCCAGAAAAAAUCAUACAAAAUGCCCUUUUAGAAAUGAAAUUGCAAGGGGGAAUAGUACUCCCUCUGAUGGCUAUGAACUUCACAUGGUUUGCAAAAAUAGCCAUCACAACUGCGUUUCUCGGUAGGCUUGGUGAGCUUUCUUUAGCUGGAGCAACGCUUGGUUUUACGUUCGCGAACGUUACUGGAUUCUCAGUCUUGAAUGGACUUAGUGGUGCUAUGGAGCCUAUUUGUGGACAAGCCUUUGGAGCCAAGAAUUUUAAGUUACUUCAUAAGACCCUUGUCAUGUUUGUUUCUUUGUUACUAGUUGUCUCAAUUCCUAUUUCUUUCUUGUGGCUUAAUGUUGACAAGAUCCUCAUUAAGUUUGGCCAGCAAGAAGAGAUUUCAAUGGUAGCUAAAAAGUAUCUUGUUUAUCUUCUCCCUGAUUUGGUGAUCACAUCUUUUUUGUGUCCAUUGAAAGCUUAUUUGAGCACACAAAAUGUUACAAUCCCAAUUAUGUUAACCUCUGCUUUGGGGGUUGCUCUGCAUAUACCUAUAAACGUGCUACUUUCCAUGAAUAAGGGGCUAGAAGGAGUUUCAAUGGCGUAUUGGAUAACAGAUUUAUUGAUCAUGAUUCUUUUGGUUAUUUAUGUUGUGAUAUCAGAGAACAGAAAGGGCGGAAAGUGGAACGAAGGAGGCUGGUGGGAACAGGGGAUUCUUGAUUGGAUCAGAUUAAUCAAACUAUGCGGACCAUGUUGCCUUACAACUUGCCUCGAAUGGUGGUGUUAUGAGAUUUUGGUUUUGCUAACAGGGCGACUUCCUAAUGCUAAACAAGCAGUUGGGGUCAUAGCAAUUGUGUUGAAUUUUGAUUAUUUGAUUUACUCUGUUAUGCUCUCACUCGCGACAUGUGCAUCCAUUCGUGUAUCUAAUGAGCUAGGGGCAGAUAGUUCCAGCCUUGCUUACAGGGCAGCAUACGUGUCGUUAGGCUUGAGUAUCGUUGCAGGCCUUUUCGGUGGCUCAGUUAUGGCAGCAGCACAAGGAAUUUGGGGUCCUCUGUUUAGCCAUGAUAAAGGGGUAAUUAGAGGGGUAAAGAGGAUCAUGUUGCUAAUGGCCUUAGUUGAAGUUGUUAACUUCCCUUUAGCAGUUUGUGGAGGAAUUGUUCGCGGGACAGCGCGGCCUUGGCUAGGGACGUAUGCUUAUAUCAGUGGAUUUUACCUGCUGGCUUUGCCAUUGGGGGUGAUUUUGGCUUUCAAGGUUCAACUUGGCCUUGCAGGAUUGUUGAUAGGGUUCAUGGUUGGAGUAGUUGCUUGUUUGGCCUUGUUGUUGGUGUUGAUUGCUAGGAUUGAUUGGGUUGGAGAAGCUAAUAAAGCACAUAUGCUUGCCUGCAACCAAGAAGAAGGUGGUGGAGAUGACGAUGAUCGGAAAACUUCAUGGGUGGUUAAAGAAAAUGGCUCGUGAAUUCAGAGGUGGAGCUAGA
Solanum stenotomum is the source of this 1480-nucleotide messenger RNA. RefSeq names its product protein DETOXIFICATION 56-like. The transcript has a single exon. Gene Ontology annotation, biological process: xenobiotic detoxification by transmembrane export across the plasma membrane. Gene Ontology annotation, cellular component: membrane. NCBI's taxonomy places the organism in Eukaryota, Viridiplantae, Streptophyta, Magnoliopsida, Solanales, Solanaceae. The coding region runs from base 1 to 1461 and encodes 486 amino acids. The record is from RefSeq and is a predicted model, not a curated record. Gene Ontology annotation, molecular function: antiporter activity; xenobiotic transmembrane transporter activity.